Phlebotomus papatasi is the source of this 1441-nucleotide messenger RNA. Its product is annotated as ATP synthase mitochondrial F1 complex assembly factor 1. The transcript is spliced from 2 exons. The record is from RefSeq and is a predicted model, not a curated record. Gene Ontology annotation, cellular component: mitochondrion. Bases 546 to 1379 code for a protein of 277 amino acids. Gene Ontology annotation, biological process: mitochondrial proton-transporting ATP synthase complex assembly. NCBI's taxonomy places the organism in Eukaryota, Metazoa, Arthropoda, Insecta, Diptera, Psychodidae.
CGUAUCUGAAAACUAAAAUUUACCGUUGCCAAAAAGCGGAUGAAGCUGAAAAUUUUGUGUUUUGUUGUGUUAAAUUUAAUUAAUAAUUUUGUGAUUAUUUUAUUCGAAGGUGGUGGAAAAAGGAAGUUUAAAGGUAACAAUAAUUAUGUCUAAUGGGAGAAAUCUGAGGUCAAAAGGCAUGAUCAAUGAUAGAGUGGAGAAAUUGAACGGAAACCAAUGUCCAAUCUGCUUGGAAGAAUUUGAGCUUAAGUACAGCAUAGUCACAAAUUGCUCUCAUAUAUUUUGCUCUACGUGCCUCGAUGAAUACCUAAAGCAAGAUAGAAAGCAAUAUCUCCUGACAUUUCUGUAUAAUGAUUUACACCUCAACAUUCAGAGUUGCAAGAAGAACACUCACAGAUGUCCAAUUUGUAGGAGUAUCUUAAACAAAUUACUCUUCAUAAAUUUAAGUUUUUAUUCCUACAAAAAGAACUAGAAACUUUUUGAGCGCCAAGGAAAAAGUGUGGUUAGGGUGUGGCAAAGUGAGGUUAACUUGAGUGACGUAAGAGAUGUUUUUGAGAAAAUUUCCUCAAUUUUGGAGAUUUACCCGUGGUAUCAGUAUGUCAGCAAGUGCAAGAGCUAAAGAAGCUGUCGAGGAGCUGAAGCAGAAGAAUCCCUAUUACGAGAAGUAUGCCGAAAAAAUUGCAAAGCUGCAAAAAACAUCUCCGGAGGAGUUUCUUUCCCGUGUUGACACUUUGGAGAAGGGAAAAAAGCCCCAGAAAAGCCAUAAGGAUGAUCCAUCUAGGAAUUAUAGUGAAUUGCUAAGGCCAAAGGAAUCCCUCGAGUGUCCAGAUCAAAAGGCUGAGAUUCCAAACAAGAAACUGGAAGAUAUUAUGAAAACUGAGCUGCUCGAGGGCAAAACUGUUGAUGAGAUUCGUGCCAUUUGGCUGGAGUAUCACAAGACAAAAGAUGUGAUUGCAGCGGUAAUUCCCACUGAACAAUAUAAACUGCAGCAGAAUAGGGCUAAAGCUCAUCCUGUUUUUGUCCUUCCUAUCCCGAGGAGUGAGGGAUUUGAAUUCAUCAUGCUCCAAUUUGCCGCCAAUUCUGUGCACUUCACCCCGCUCCUAUGCUAUCAGGUGCACAAGGAAAAUGCUCCAGAAUGUCUCAAUAUUGUCCACUACACUGAAUAUCAGGACAAGGGAAUUGUUCUAAUGAGAGGAGAAUACGACAGUCAGGUGCUAAAUGCACAGGAGGCACAGUGCCUGGCCAAUCAGCUUCAACUCUACUAUGGACAGUAUUCCCAGUCCAAACUUCAGCUUCUCCAGACCUUCACGAAUACCCCGGAGAGCUUCAAGCACAUGGAUGUCAUUGCUGAACUUGAGAACCUCAAGAUAACCACAUAAUUGUUCUCCACAAAAUAUCUGUUCUUAUUUUUUUUUAGAAUAAAAAUUCCUGUGAAAUAUUU